This is a messenger RNA of Caenorhabditis remanei, 792 nucleotides long. RefSeq lists its product as uncharacterized. Gene Ontology annotation, biological process: embryo development. Bases 1 to 792 code for a protein of 263 amino acids. Gene Ontology annotation, molecular function: protein binding. The record is from RefSeq and is a predicted model, not a curated record. The transcript has a single exon. NCBI's taxonomy places the organism in Eukaryota, Metazoa, Nematoda, Chromadorea, Rhabditida, Rhabditidae.
AUGAAACUUCUACACUUUCCAACUCUUGUCCUGAGAAGCAUAUUUUCAUACGUCUCCCUAUCAGAGCUGGUGCUACUUUCCUAUUGCUCUGAACGAGUUCGAAAUGUGAUUGUCUCUAUUCAAAAGAUUCGAUUGAAAAAAGUCCUUAGCAUAUUGUAUUAUUUGUAUUAUAUAAAAGUCCUUAGCAUAUUGUAUAAAAAAGUCCUUAGCAUAUUGUAUAUCUGUGAAGCACGAUUCAAAUACGAUAAGUGCAAAAGAGAUCACAUUGUUCAAGGGAUUCACACUCAUCUCUCCAAAUUCUUCGGACCGUCAGUCGACUAUCAAGUUGCAUUAUCCUGUUAUGACCUGCCACCACGCCUUGAAAACAUCAACUCCACUAAAAUUACUAUGGGAAACUUUAGUGUACCUACAUAUCAAUUGGAAUCCUAUUUCAAUGCUUCUCCAAACCAGGAAUAUAUGCACACCAAUCGAAAUUUUUUAUGGAAAUUAAGCGAGAACUCUGUGGUUUAUGGAACUAAACACUUGGAAAUCGAAUUUUAUGGUUAUCUCGAAUAUGAAAACUUACUUCGUUUUGCAGGUAGAAGUCUUAUUCUGAAGUCGGCAAUUUUGAGUCCUUCUACAAUAAUUCGGUUUCUGAACGACUGGAAAUCUGGUCAAGGAUUCCAAAAUUUGAUAUUUCUCUCAACCACUUGUUCUAACCGUCUGGAACAAGAGGAAAUCGAGAAAGAUGUGGAUAUUAAUGUAUCAGAACAUAGUCUUGAGCUGGAAUGGAAGGAAAGGUUAGUUGAGUAA